AAGAAAAACCGACCCCUACAACACACUCACUUUUUCUCUCUAAAAUUCUCUCCGGUGCACAUGGUCGACCUUAAUUACUUUCCGGCGAUAUAGUAACCUAAGAUCCGAUCAAAAUCAAAACCAAUGGAAGCAUCAUCACACCGGUUUUUCUCUCCGGCGAGAUCCGAAUAGGUUUCUCGACCCGGUUUGGAUCCGAAUCGCUACCUCUAUGCGUUAGUUUAAUUAGCUUUUUUUUUUUUUGUGUGUAUCUUAUGUAUUUUUUGUCGCUUCACAAAUAUCAUUUGGAGUUAAAAUAAUAUGUAAAGUUUGAAUCUUGGUGGAAAAAAGAGGUCAAAAAAUGAGAAAAUUGAUGUUUUGAUGGUUUUUCUUUAUUGAUUAUUGAGUGGGUUUGAAUCUUUAGUGGAAAAAAGAGCUCAAAAAAUGAGAAAGUUUGAAUCUUUACUGGAAAUUUGGGUUUCUUAUUGAUUAUUAGUGAGUGGGGUUUCAAUCUUGGUGGAAAAAAGAGGUCAAAAAAAUCAGAAAGUUUGAAUCUUUACUGGAGGUUUGAUUUCUUAUUGAUUGUUGAGUGUGGCUAGUAUUGCAAAGAAAUUUGAAUAGAGGUGCUAGAAUUUUUUCAUCCAUAUGAAGUUCUUUUUUUAGGGUAAUAUUGUAGUUGCUGUUUUAUGGAUGGAUAGUUUACUGAAGUUUGGUUUCUUAUUGAUUACUGAGUGGUAGUAGGUGCUAGAGUUUUGGAAGUCUUUUUUAGGGUAAUAUUGUAAAAUUGCUGUUUUUUGGAUGGAUAGUUAAUAAAGAAGUUGGAGUUAUCUGUUCCAAGAUGGGUUCUUGGUUUUGGGUGACAAAGAAAUUGAUGUUUUGAUGGAAAAGGGGUUUUUUCACAAAUAAUUUUGUGGCUUUUGUGAAGUGUUACUGCAAAUAACUUAAGGUGUGGUGUAUUAGAACAUGGCUUCUGAAACUAAGAAGUCAAAGAAAGCGCUCGUUUGUUGCGAUAAGGUUAAUAACAAGUCGACUCAUGACUAUCUGUUUGGCGAGGAAGACGAGGAGGGGAGGAGAAUUAGGUUAGAAGAAGAAGAAGAAGUUGAUGAUGGUAAUUGCAAAUUUGGAUCAAGUGAUUCACUUCUUCCAGGACUACAUGAUGAUGUUGCUUUAACAUGUCUUGCUAGGGCUUCUAGAUCAGAUUACGCGUCGUUAUCGUGCCUGAAUGCCAGGUUUAAUUCACUAGUCAAGAGUGGUGAUUUAUAUGGUUUGAGGAGGCGGUUAGGUGUUGUUGAACACUGGGUGUAUAUGGUUUGUGAUCCUCGGGGUUGGGAGGCUUUUGAUCCUUUCAGAAAUAAAUGGUUCAGAUUGCCGAAGAUUCCGUGUGAUGAUUGUUUUAAUUAUGCAGAUAAGGAGUCAUUAGCAGUUGGAAGUGAACUACUGGUUUUUGGCCGUGAGUUGUUUGAUUUUGCUAUAUGGAAAUACAGUUUGGUUCAAAACAAUUGGACGAAAUGUGAAGGAAUGUAUCAUCGUCGUUGUCUAUUUGGAUCAGGUAGUCUUGGUUCAAUUUCUAUCCUUGCAGGGGGUAGUGACAAGAAUGGAAAUGUACUAAAAUCUGCUGAGCUUUAUGAUUCUUUAACAGGUAGAUGGGAGAUACUGCCUAACAUGAACUCUCCCCGUAGAUUGUGCUCUGGCUUUUUCAUGGAUGGAAAAUUUUAUGUGAUCGGUGGGAUGACUAACCCUACCGAUUCUUUGACUUGUGGGGAAGAGUUUGAUUUACAAACGAGGAAGUGGAGGAAAAUUGAGGGCAUGUAUCCAAAUGUCAAUAGAGCUGCUCAGGCACCUCCUCUUGUUGCAGUUGUUAAUAACCAACUAUAUGCUGUUGAAUAUCUAACCAACAUGAUAAAAAAGUAUGACAAGAAGAAAAACUCGUGGGAGGUACUGGGAAGACUUCCCGUGAGGGCUGAUUCUUCAAAUGGAUGGGGUCUUGCUUUCAAAGCACGUGGUGAAGAACUUCUGGUGGUAGGCGGGAACCGGGGUCCGGAAGGUGAAGCUAUUAUAUUGAGUUCUUGGGCACCAAAAUCCGGGGCCAGGGACGGUACCUUGGAUUGGAAAGUCAUCGGUCUGAAAGAGCAUUCUGGGGUCUUUGUAUACAAUUGUGCUGUGAUGGGUUGUUAAGAAGUUCCAUCCAACGAAAAUGGAGAAAGAAGCCAUUGUUUUCGACUGUUGUUUUUUUAGCUUAAUUCCAAUACAUUGUUUGAUUUAUUAGAAUUUGUUUUUUUUGUUUAACAUCUUUCAGGUGUUUGAGAUAAGCAAUUGUUCUAGCUAAAACAUCCUCUAACUGGAUGGUUAUUUUCUCUCACUCAUUCUGCAGACUGCUUGCUUCCAAGUUUUAGCUUUCUCCUUGUUCACUGA
Molecule: messenger RNA, 2388 nt
Organism: Lycium ferocissimum
Lineage: Eukaryota; Viridiplantae; Streptophyta; Magnoliopsida; Solanales; Solanaceae
Product: F-box/kelch-repeat protein At5g60570
Exons: 1
Coding region: 940-2151 (403 amino acids)
Cellular component (GO): nucleus
Molecular function (GO): protein binding
Source: RefSeq, a predicted model, not a curated record